AUGUCAAGAAUCAAAACCCGCAUCCUCAUCAUAUCAGACACCCACGCAACGGUUCCCCACCCACCACCAUACCCGCAUGAAUUCCAAACCGCCAACCUCGUCACCGCCAUCACCGGCUACAGACAUCCCCUACCAGCGGCAGACCUCGUCCUCCACUGCGGCGACCUCACCAAGCGCAGCACCAUCCUCGAAUACGAAACCACAUUUUCCAUGCUCCGCUCCCUAAACGCACCGCUGAAGCUAGUCAUCGCAGGAAACCACGACCUCUCCCUCGACGACACCUACGCCUCAGACCUCCAGUUCAAGCAGUCCGCCAAAUCAGUCCUCCAAAUCGUACAGGACGCUCAGAAAGACGGAGUCCACUACCUGACAGAGGGCACAUAUGAAUUCACACUGCAAAACGGCGCGGCCAUCAAAGUCUUCGCAAGUCAGUAUACACCCACCUACGGCGGCUGGGCAUUCCAGUACCCGGGCGCCCAUGACUUUGCCAUACCGCGGGGCGUAGACGUCGCCAUGACCCAUGGUCCCCCCUACGGCGUGUUGGACGAGGCAGGUAUUUCGAGGAGGUGGGGCCAGCCGAAUCACGCGGGGUGUGAUUAUCUAUUCAAGGCGGUUGCGGAUGCGAGGCCGCGUAUUCAUUGUUUUGGACAUAUACAUGAGGGAUGGGGCGCGUUUCGAGGUACGUGGCUCGCGAGAGACGCGCCUGGAUAUUCAGUGCCUCUGCCGACCAAGGAAUGUGUCAUGGACGAGGCCACGUCUGGGCCGAUUCAGACGCUGGAUGGGCUGCGGCCAAUAUUUUCGGCAGACACAAUGGGGACGUCCGCAGAGGCGAGACAGCGGUUGGCCGAGUUGAGCGAGCAGCGCGGAUACCAUCUUGAUCUUACGGACGGGUCGACACAUGUCGAACAGGGGAAACAAACCUUAUUUCUUAAUGCUGCGAUUAUGGAUAUUAGAUACCGACCAUCUCAAUUGCCUUGGAUAAUCGAUCUAGAUCUGCCGAGAGCCGAGAACAAGGCGACUCCAAGUACGGGGUAA
Messenger RNA from Pochonia chlamydosporia 170, 1035 nucleotides. RefSeq names its product Ser/Thr protein phosphatase family protein. Bases 1 to 1035 code for a protein of 344 amino acids. The transcript has a single exon. Gene Ontology annotation, molecular function: hydrolase activity. NCBI's taxonomy places the organism in Eukaryota, Fungi, Ascomycota, Sordariomycetes, Hypocreales, Clavicipitaceae. The record is from RefSeq and is a predicted model, not a curated record.